AUGACAAAGAGCCCGCCCCAAACGUUGCCCCCCUUCAGCCCGACAGAGGAUGGCUGGAUGGCAAAGAACAUGAUAUGGCAGACGUGUGAAGUGUCAGGGCAUGUGAAGCUUAGUGUCAUGGGCCUGGACCCGGCCAAAGUUGAUUUGGAGUUCUGCCUGCAGACCCUGGACCGCGCUGUGCGGAACAACGACGGAGGCAUCGACAUGCUGGAGGAGGUGGAGAGAACGCCACUCAUGAACUUCCAGCCCAACGCGGAGCGCUUCAUCCGGGUCGUCUUGCCGCCUGUCUUCAGCGUUUGCGACUUGUUGGGGUUUAGGGUUUAG
Molecule: messenger RNA, 324 nt
Organism: Symbiodinium natans
Lineage: Eukaryota; Dinophyceae; Suessiales; Symbiodiniaceae
Source: the annotation of a GenBank genome assembly